GGGACGAGAGAACGUGUGUUUCUGUCGUGCGAAUAGGAACGAGAGAGCGCGAGGAACGAGGGAGAGAGAGCGAGACCGAGAGCAGAAAGCCGCCGCUUGUUGUGAAGUAGAAAAAGAGGGUGAACAAAAAAAGGAUCGGAGGAGAAAGAACCAGCGGUUGGGAGCAGAGCAGAGAUGUUGGAGCUCUCGUCCGAGCUGGGCUUUGUGCAGAGUGUGUGUGUCGACGGCAUAUGCUGCCCCCCCUCUGCACCCCACCCCACCGCCGGAUCCAUGAGGGCCGACGAGCUGCUGCUGAGUAACGGCACGGCCGGGAAGAUGAACGGCGCGUUGGAGCAUUCGGACCAGCCCGACCCAGACGCCAUCAAGAUGUUCGUGGGCCAGAUCCCUCGCUCCUGGUCAGAGAAGGAGCUGAAGGAGCUGUUUGAGCCCUACGGGGCCGUCUAUCAGAUCAACAUCCUCCGAGACCGCAGCCAGAACCCUCCACAGAGCAAAGGUAUGGCGGGGAGACA
Molecule: messenger RNA, 509 nt
Organism: Salvelinus sp. IW2-2015
Lineage: Eukaryota; Metazoa; Chordata; Actinopteri; Salmoniformes; Salmonidae
Product: CUGBP Elav-like family member 2
Molecular function (GO): RNA binding
Source: RefSeq, a predicted model, not a curated record